AUGAGCAGCGGCGAGCGCGUGAAGAAGUCGUCCAAGGUCAAGGACGCCGCGACGGGCGUCGAGGUGGCCAUCCCCGCCCCGCCGAAGAAGCUGAGCUCCUGGACGACGUUCUUCCGGCUGCGGAACAACGACGUCGCGCGGGCGAACCCGCAGCUGGCCCAGAAGGGCGUCAUGGAGCUGCUGGGCACCAUGUGGAAGGACGUCGGACCUGCCGAGCGCGCCGACCUCGACGCGCGCGCGGAGCGCGAGUUCAAGCGGAAGCAGAAGGAGUGGGACGCGGGCCGGGACGAGCGCGAGUUCGAGCGCAUGCAGGCCGCCAAGGCUUUGGGUUUAGCGCUGUCCACGUCCUGGGAGGAUUUGGUGGACGCCGUCCGCCGGCGCAACGGCGGCGGCGCCGCCGCGCCGUCGCCGAAAAACGCCGCGGCCCGCGCGGCUCCCCCGGCGAAGAAGAAGGUCGUCGUCGCCGGCGCCGCCCCCGCGCCGGCGCCGACGGCGUCCACGGAGGGCCGCUCGCGGAGCUGGACGGAGUGCUGGAUGGGCAACGCGCGGCGCAAGGCCGUGCUCAACGGCCUCGACGCGAUCUUCGCCAUGGCCACGGAGGAGAAGAACUUCGAGCACUUCGGCAACGACAUGGUCCAGUGCUUCUUCGACGUCGCCACGGUGACGGGCGACCCCGUGCGGUCGCGCGCGCUCAUGUACGUCGAGCAGCUGGCCCAACGAUGGCGCCACGGCGUCGUGGCGCGCGGCUGGCGCCACUCCGCGACGCUCCGGCCGUCGCCCCAGAACAUCCUGGAGACCGUCGUGGGCAUCUACUGCAUGGAGCGCGUCGGCGUGAGCUCGCACAAGCUCAAGGAGGACGUGAAGCGCGCCGUCGACUGCGCGGGCGAGUACGCGGCCCCCGACGGCGAGCCGCCGCUCCUGCCCUACGGCCCCGUGGACUACCUGGGCUGGGACCCGGCGCGGUGCCCCGGCGGCCCGCCCGACGACGUGCCCGAGGUGCUCUCCGGGGAGACCGCGUCCAAGUACCGGACGCUCUGCAACUCGCUGAUCCACAGCUACUACGCGGAGCGCGCGUCCGUGGACAUCGGGUGCGCCUACGCCGAGGUGCUCGCGCACCUGCGGACCCUGCGGCCCUACAGGGGGCCCGCGGACCUGCCCUGGGACGCCUACGUCGACCAGUGCUACCUCGUCACGCACGUCGUCUUCACGCUCAACAACUGGGGCGAGCUCGCGCUCGAGCCGGACCUGCUGCCCCACGAGCACGCCUUCAUCAAGGAGCACAUCGGCAUCGCCAUCCGCGAGCGCGACGUGCAUCUGGUCGGCGAGUACGUCGAGUGCCUCCGCUGCUUCGGGGCGACGGACGCGGACGCGUCGGUGCAGCUCGGCAUCACGUUCCUCCUCAACGCGCAGGACCAGGCGACGCACCGCUGGGACGUCGACAUGGACGCCUACACGUCCUACCACGCGACCAUGGUCGCGUCGCAGGCGCUGCUGGCGCACUCGUUCCGCGGCUACGGCCCGGGGCUGCUCGGCGCCGUCGACGUCCUCGACAAGUGGCGCGCGGCGGACUGCCCGGAGGACCUCCCCGUGGAGCACCCCGACGCCGCGCUGCUGCGCAAACUCGCGGGCGCGCCGCCGCCGUCGUCGGCGCCGCCGCCGCCCGUCGCGCCCGUCGACGUCGACGCCGCGCCCGCGGACGGCGCCGCCGCCGCGCGGCCGUCGCCCAAGGCCGCCGCGCGGCCGUCGCCGAAAGCCGCCGCGAAGCCGUCGCCCAAGGCGGCGGCGCCGGCGAAGAAGCGGCCCCUCGAGGACGCCGCCGCCGCCGCGCCGGAGAAGAAGAAGAAGGCCGCGGCGCCGAAGCCGCGCGCGCCGUCGCCCGCGCCGCCCGCGAAGGGCGGCCCGCCGCCGCCGACGCAGCUCCUCUCGCCGCCGCCCAAGGCGCCGUCGACGCCCAAGGCGCCGCCCAUGCCCGCGGGCGACGUCGAGGGCAUCAACGGCGAGCUCGCGGCCGCCGUCGGCGCCCAGGACUACGGCGCCGCGAUCCGCCUCGUGAAGCGGCUCAACGACUCCCACAUCACCGUCGGCGUCAUGAAGUCGACGAGCAUCGGCAAGACCGUCGCCGAGCUCAAGAAGGCGCCGGACAAGAAGCUCGCCAUGGCCGCCAAGGCCCUCGUCGCGAGCUGGAAGCAGGCCGUCCGGGACGCGGAGAAGACGACGUCGACGCAGCCCGCCGCGGGCUCGAAGAAGUCGCCCCACCAGUACUCGUUCACCGCGACGUCGCAGUGUAAAGCCUGCGGGCAGCGCACGACGAGAACACUCCCGGCCAUGGGGCAGCCCGACCGCCACGCCGGCGACCCGAAGGCGCCCUUCGCCCAGAUGAUGAUGGUGGCCCUCAUGAUGUCCAUGGGCGUGGGCAACCUCGCCCUGCCCCAGGGCGUGGCGACGGCGGGGCUCGGCGCCUUCUUCCCCAUGUUCGUCGCCGUGUCGGGCGCCAUGAUGUGGUCCAUGAUGGCCAUGCUGCGGGCCAAGGGCGCCAUCGAGGAGCGGGGCAUCCGCGUUUUUACUUAUCAGGACCUGGGCUACGACCUGCUCGGCGGCACGCUGGGCAAGCGCCUCGUCGACGUCAUGGUCAUCGGCUACCAGUUCGGCGUGUGCUGCGCCUACUUUAGCUUCGUGACGGCGACCCUCCGGGAGCUCAUGCCCGGCGGGCUGAGCAGGGUGCAGUGGACCGUGCUGCUCGCGCCGCUCGUCGCGGUGCCGUGCAACCUGCGCCACUUCCGGGACCUGGGCCAGCCCGCCAAGGUCGCGACGGCCUGCUACGUCGUCGCCUGGGGCACGGUCAUGGUCUACGCCGGCGAGCGCCUGGCGACGCGCGGCGAGGCGCACAACGACUCGCUCGCGCCGAGCGACGACCGCUACUGGUACCUCGUCAAGUUCUUCGGCAUGCUCUGCUACGCCUUCGAGGGCAUCCCGGCGACGCUCUGCCAGAUGGCGAACACGCUGAGCGAGCCCGAGCGCAUCGGCGAGCUCGUCCUCACGUCCCUCGCGGGCAUCUCGGCCGUGCUCGUGGUGACGGGCUGCGUCGGCGCGCUGGCCUUCGCGUCGCCCGACGACCCCGUCACGCUGAACCUCAUCGACGAGUUCGGCAAGGGCGGCAUCCCGGGGCUCGUCAACGGCCUCGUCGUCGUCGCGGUGCUCCUCAAGUACCCGCUCCAGUUCUCGCCGAUGAUCUCGCAGAUCGAGCAGAACUGGGGCGAGGGGCCGGGCGCGCGCUUCCGCGACGCGCGGCCCGAGUCGUCGACGCUGCCGCCGGAGGCGCGCAAGCUCCUGGCGCAGGACCUCGAGACCGACCGCGGCGACUCGAUCUUCGUCGGCGAGCACGACGGCGGCAUCCGCGUCGUCUUCGCGCGGACCGCGCUCGUCGCGGCGACGGCGACCAUCGCCGUCGUCGUGGGGGACCUGACGGACAUCAUCGCCUUCGUGGGCAUCUGCUUCGGCCCGGGCCUGGCCUUCGUGCUCCCCUGCUUCUUCGACAUCGUCUGCAUCCACCGCCGCGCUUACCGCCGGUCCAAGCUCCAGCUCGCCGUCUCCGUGGCCAUCGCCCUCUCGAUGACCUUCCUCUCCAUCCUCGGCUUCGCCCAGCAGAUCCUCAUCCUGCUGCCGCUCGCGCUCCUCGUCUACAAGUGCCGGCGCUACUACUUCCUCGCGCGGCGCGUGAUCCAGAUCUACUCCUUCGUCAUCCCGCCCUUUGUGGACUUCCAGCUGCUCAAGCUCCGGAGGCGGCUCUGGGGCUGGGACAAGGAGGAGUUCCACGACGAGAAGUACAAGUUCCACGAGCGCUGCGCGAACCGCGUCUUCGUCGCCGUCUGCACGCUCGGCGGCUACUUCAUCAAGAACGGCCAGCGCUUCGCGCUCAUGAAGGGCCUGCUGCCGAAGCCGUACUACGCCGCGCUGCAGCCCCUCUUCGCGGAGGUGCCGGAGCGGUCCUUCACGGUCAUGGCCAAGGUCUUCCACGACUCCACGGGCAAGUCCAUCACGGACGUCUUCGAGCACAUGGAGCCCAAGUGCCUCGGCGCCGCGUCGCUCGCGCAGACGUACAAGGGCACGCUGCGGCCCGAGUACCACGACGGCAAGAGCGACACGCGCGACGUCGUCGUCAAGAUCCAGUACCCCGAGGUCGACAUCCACUUCGCCCUAGACGUGCAGAACAUCCUGCUGCUGACGCGGCGGUUCCUGCCCGACGCCUACGACUCGACGAAGGCCGAGGCGGACCAGCACAUCCGCGAGCUCGAUUUGCGGAACGAGGCGGACAACCUCAAGCGCGUCGGCGUGGCCAUGGAGCGCGCGGGCCUCAUGCCGAAGAAGCUCGUCGUGCCCCAGCCCGUCGAGGCGCUGACGACGCGCAAGACGUUGGUGAUGGACCACCUCCAGGGCACGACGUUCGAGAAGGUGUCGCGGAACUGCCUCGAGCAGAUGCGCAAGGCCAAGGGCCUGAAGGACGACAAGUCGCUCAAGGUCGAGGGCAUCCAGGGCGCCGCGGAAGCCGGCGCCGCGGCGAGCGACGGCGGCCACGGCGACGCGUCGUCGAGCCACGCGGACAAGCACAACCCGCUCUUCCACGGGCCGUCGAAGCUCAUCCGCACGAUCGGCCGGAAGACGCACAUCGUCGAGGGCAAGGUCGUCGAGUCCUUCACGAAGGUCCAGCAGCUCCUCAUCGGGCUGACGAAGGCGCGGGAGAUCAUGGGCGACUACCAGCGCAUCGUCCACACCAUGGAGCUCGUCGCGCAGGCCGAGGGCUACCAGAUCUUGCUCGACGGCUGCGUCAACGUGGACCCGCACCCGGGCAACAUCAUCUGCAUGGACGACGGCCGCGUGGGCCUCAUCGACUUCGGCCAGUGCGCCUUCCUCGGCAAGCAGGACCGGCGCAAGCUCGCCAAGAUCUUCGUCGCGAUCCGCGACAACGACCGCGACGCGACGAUCGCGGGCAUGAAGGACCUCGGCUUCGCCUGCAAGAACGAGGACGGGCCCAUCAUCGAGCGCUACGCGGUCUGGGCCUUCGACCGCAUCGACAUCACGCCGUUGCUCUACGACAACCGCGGCGGCCGCAAGGUCGGCUUCAACGUGCUCGGCUUCUUCGUGACGCACCCGCUCGUGUCGACGCCCGAGGCCUACGCGGCCGUGCGCCGCGUCGCCGAGAUGCUGCUGAGCGCGACGCUCAAGUUCGGCGGCAAGGCCAUGUGCCCCCUCUGCAGCGCCUGGAGCGACAUGGCCGACGAGCUCCUGCUGCAGGAGGACGACGACGACGACGACACCGGCGGCGGCGGGCCGCUCAAGUUCUUCAACUUCUUCCGCAAGGUGCGCCGCAAGUCCUACCGCCACCACCUCGCCGUGAGCCUCGAGAACAAGCGCAAGAAGGCGCUGGGCCUCGACAUCGUCGAGGGCGCCAUCCGACACACGCUCUCCGCGAAGCAGAUCGCGGACUGGAAGAAGCGCAUCAAGCUCCUGGAGCUCAAGGAGAAGAAGGAGAAGGAGGCCAAGGACCCGAAGAAGAAGCACGGGUUCCGCUUCUCGCGCCACGGCCACGACGACGACGACGACGACAAGGUCACGACAGACGACGGCAAGGACAUCGUCAAGCUCGAGAUCGUCGACCCGGAGGCGCCGCCCGAGCCCCUCCUCGUCCGCGAACACGACCCGGACCGCGCCAACGACGCGACGGACGCCGCGCAGCUCUUCGACGCGCACAACACACGACCCGCGACGCGCGACCGACGCCGCGCAGCCCCGCGAGCACUCCCGAAACCCGCCGCCGCCACAACCACCACCACAGCGACGAUGCGCUGGCUCGACGCGUCCGCCUACCCGGCCUGGGCCGAGCUCCUCGUCGCCUGCGCGCCCUACGCGUCGCUCACGGGCGGGCGCUACCUCAAGGACGACUUCGACGACGCGCAGCCGUCGUCGCGGACCGGCGACGACUUCGACGCGGCCGUCGCGACGGCCGCGGGCGCCGUGGAGGCCUACGCGGCCCGCGUGGAGCCCGGCGCCGCGGCGCUCGAGCAAGACUACGAGCGCGCCUACGCCGAGACCGUCGACGUCGCGGCCGCGGCGACGAUGGUCGCCGCGCUGCAGGCGCUCGACCGCUUCGAGGCCGGAGAGCGGGAGGGCCCCGGGGAGCAACUGACGCCCGAGUUCGUGGGCCGCGCGACCGACGCCCAGCUCGCCGCGAGCCUGCGCCGGGCGCGCGACGCGGACGAGCGGCCGAAGCGGAAGGCGCGGUUGCGCGCCGCGGGGUUUAUCGCGGACUUCGGCGCCGCGCACGGCCUGCCGCGCGUGGCGACGCCGGCGAGCGACGCGCUGCUCGCGGCCUUCUACGCGCGCCUGGACCGCAUCCCGGACUCGCGCGCCGCGUUCGCCGACGCGUUCGCGCCCUACAGGGAGCUCUUCACGAACACGCCCUGGGACGCCGAGGGCGCCCGGUCCUGGGCCAAGGCCCACCCGGACGAGGCGAGCAUCCUCACCAUCGGCACGGCGGCGCUGGCGCUGGGCGUCGGGCUGUUGAGCCUCGUCCCGUAUGAGACCAUCGGCAAGACGGUCGAGGCGCUCGAGCUCGAGGUCUUCGGCGUGGCGGCGGUCGCGCCGGCGGCCGCCACGAGGCCCGCCGACAAGAAGAAGCGCAAGCGCGCGGUGAAGCGCGAGACCGCCGCGGGCUCCGACGACGACGAGCCGCUCGAGGCCAAGACGUUCACCGCCGAGGAGCUCGCGCAGCAGCGCUACGACAAGGCCAAGGCCGACGGCGAUGUCGUCGAACUGUCCGACGACGACGGAGAAGCUCCGCCGAAGCGGCAGCGCGCGCGAUCGGAGGAGUCGCCCCAGGCCGCCGCUCAAGCUCGCGCCGCGCGGCAGCAGGCCGAGGCUCAGGCUCUCCUCGCGCAGCAGCAGACCCAGGCUGCAGCUCACGCCGCGCAGCUGCAGGCCCAGCAGCAGGCUCUCGUCUCGCAGCAGCAGGCCCAGCAGCAGGCUCUCGUCUCGCAGGCGCGGGCCCAGGUUCAGGCGAGCCUCGCGCAGGCGCAGGCCCAGACUCAGGCGCACCUCGCGCAGGCGCAGGCCCAGGUUCAGGCGCGCCUCGCGCAGGCGCAGGCCCAGACUCAGGCGCACCUCGCGCAGGCGCAGGCCCAGACUCAGGCUCGCGCCCUGCAGCAGCAGCAGCGCCUCGCGCAGCUGCAGGCUCAGCAGCAAGCUCAGCAGCAGGCUCGCGCCCUGCGGCAGCAGCAGCGGCUCGCCCAGUUACAGCAGCAAAGGGCGAUCCGGCAGCAGCAGCGCGCCAUGCAGCAGCAGGCUCGGGCCAUGCAGCGCGCCUUCGGGCCGUGGUCACACACCAUCACCAUGAAGACCUCCGCCGCUCGGACCAUCCUCGCCAUCUGCCUCGCCGCCUUCGCGCCGACUUCCGCCAAGGAAAUCUCCCCGAUGACCAAGGCCGAGUCCUACGUCGUCGCGAACGACCUCCUCGCCGCCAUGACCGAGACGAUGGCGUCGGGCUCGAUGGCCAAGAUGGCGAAGAAGUACUUCGCGCCGACGAUCGAGUGGGACUGGUCCGGCCCGCAGACGGGCUCCGGGUCGCCCGACGACCUCGUGAAGGAGUUCGCGGCCACGUGGGGCUCCAUGGUCUCCGUCUUCCACCCGAGCGACCCGUUCGUCGUCCUCGACUCCGUCGCGAAGAAGGUCGCCGUCGCCUUCAGCCUCGUCAUCAACGUCGACGGCGCGGGCAAGGCCCCCGCGUGCCUCAUCACCAACAACCCGAUCCUCUUCACGUUCACCUUCGACGACAAGGGCAAGGUCACGAAGUGGGACGGCCUCUGGGACCCGAACGACCCGUCGCUCGUCGGCUGCGUCACCAAGCUCUCAGCUCCGAAUAUGGGCGUCUCGGCGCUCAUUCAAGUCGGCGCGUGGCUCGAGGUCGACACGGGCGAGCUGUCCAAGGCGCACCGGCGCGGGAAGCUGCUCAAGAAGAAGGCCCUGUACGCGCCGGCGUCGCGCAUCAGCGCCCUCGACGAACGGAAUUUCAAAAAGCGGCACCCCGAGCUCGCGGCCUUCCUGGGCGACGCGACGAAGCUCCUCGCGGAGUACCAGAUCAAGCGCGAGCCCUACGAGCGCACGACCGACGACGGCCACAUCGACUCGGAGAUCUACGUGCUCGCGGCCUUCGACGCGAACGACGAGAGCGUGCAGACCUACGGCGGGCAACGCACCUUCGAUCAUACGGCCCGCCUCGACGAGCGGUACAUCUGCUCCGCAGACGACGACGACGUCCGCGCGGCCAUGCUCUCCGCCGGCCACACCUUGCGCAAGAUCGUCGUCGCCCACGUCGCCGACGAGCACCGCGACGUCGCGGAGGCGCUCCUCAUCGAGUUGGCCAAGGCGCGCUUCGGCGAGGUCAAGUGCGCGCAGUGGCCGACGCGGCAGGUUCCGGAGCGGUGGACCAAGCUCCAGCUCAAGUACCUCCGUUCGCUCCUGCCCGGCCACCCCAUGUACGGCGCGGACACGUGGGCGCCGGGGACGACGCUCCCGGAGUGGCUCCAGCGGCGCGCGCCGGGCCGCACGCCCAUGCCCGAGGGCCCCGCGCUCGAGCGCAGGCGCAAGGUCUCCAAGGGCGUGACGGUCCAGGCGCGCAAGAACGUCAAGAUCGCGCGCCGCGACGGGGGGCUCACGCCCGCCGCGGUCGCGCGCGAGCUGGCGUCCCGGUGGAAGCCCGGGCACGCGCACGACGAGAAUCUCUCUGCCGACGCGCUCGCGCGGCAAGAGGCCGGCCAGUUCAAGCCCGGGGACGGCCAGUUCAAGCGUUUGUGGAAAAAUAAGCCGGACGCCAUGCUCCUGACGACGCGGCGCCGCGGGCUCGGCUACUACGCGCUCGGCCAGCUCGAGGACGCCUUCGCUCGCGGCGAGACGAGCUUCGCAUGCAAGCCGGACCCGCUGGACGAGGAGUCUCUCCCCGUCGCCUGCGAGUUCCAGCGCUUUAAGCUCAACCGCGUCGCGCGCGACGAGCACGGCAAGCCCGUGCACGACUCGACGAACAAGUCGGGCGACUUCAUCGUCGUCGACACGGACGGCGACACGUGGUUCGCCUACGACGUCGCGCUCUCCAUGGGCUUGAUGGAGGAGAAGCUGGCCGAGCGCGCCGCCUGGGAGGAGCGCAAGUCCGCGCGCCUCGGCGCGAAGAAGCGCAAGUCCGCGCGCCUCAACGCGCCGCGCAAGUCCGCGCGCCUCGGCGCCGACUCCCACACCUGCCUCCUGUACUUGACGACCGGCUCGGGCCUCCGGGGCCCGCUAAUGGCCCCGGCGAUCAAGGCCGCGAGCUCGUCGCGCGUGGCGUUGCGGGCCGGCGUCGGGACCGCCAUCUGCGGCCGGCCGGGCGGAAGCUCCGCGGCCGCGCGGACCGCGGGGUCGUCGACCUUCGCGUCGCCGUCGACGCGCGAGAACAUGUGGCACCACGGCGGCUUGCCCGGCGGGUACCUGCGGGACGAUCGCCACCUCUCGCAGCCCGACGAGUGGCACAUGAUGGUCUUCGGCGUCGACUUCGUCAAGAACAUCAUGAUCUUCUUCCAAUGCCUCGCGGGCGUGCGGAUGCGCGAGCCCGAGCAGCGCAUGCUCGCCGCGACGUUCAUGUUCAUGACGGCGGCCGCGCUCCUGAACAUGUUCCUCUUCCCCGCGGGCGACCGCAUGCCGCCCAUGGGCGUGGGCUACACCGUCAUCAUGACGUGGCUCUACGGCGCCGCGUUCGCGCAGAAGGUCGACGAGGGCAAGAAGACGAAGUAGGUCACGAUGACCGCGACUCCGAGGGCCGCCAGGCACCAGACCGCAAGAAGCCAAGACCACGAGAGGUCGCGAGGGAACGCCGAAUAAAAAUUACGGCCGG
Messenger RNA from Aureococcus anophagefferens, 9910 nucleotides. RefSeq lists its product as hypothetical. NCBI's taxonomy places the organism in Eukaryota, Pelagophyceae, Pelagomonadales, Pelagomonadaceae. The record is from RefSeq and is a predicted model, not a curated record. Gene Ontology annotation, cellular component: nucleus. The transcript is spliced from 11 exons. Bases 1 to 9810 code for a protein of 3269 amino acids.